AUGGUUGGGGGUCACCACAACAUGAGGAACUGUAUUAAAGGGUCGCGGCAUUAGGAAGGUUGAGAACCACUGUUCUAAGGGCUCAAGGUUGACUUUCUUGAAUGAAAACUCACAGCAGUGUUUAGGAGGCUAGAUGUCCCUCUGUUUAAAUUGUUCUCAGGUACCAACAAGCAGUCCUUGGGGCCGGAGGCAGGAUGGAAGCUUACCUUAGAUAAAUAAAAAGUGAUAAAUGCAUGUGGGUUUCUAUUAGCAAGGACAGUGAUGUCUUCUCUCAGGUUGCAAUACAAUUUUGUUUUCCAAGAGAACAUACAUAGUUUGAUACUAGACAGUAAAGUCUUUCAACUAGAAUUGAGGGCAGGACUAUGUCUUCUCAACGCUGUCCCCUAUUGUUCCUACCACCUGGUAUCCGCCCACACUGCCUCCAGCCCAGUGCCUGGCACGAGGUAGGUGCUUCGUAAAUCCUUGAUGAACUCAGGAAUCGUGGGGUGAUGGGAGCACCACAGGCUCCAAGUCAGAAGGUCAGGCUUGGAAUCUUGGGUCCACCGUUGUCUAACCCUGAGCUACUUAGGACGUAGAGCACGUCCUGUCUCGGAGCCUCUGCUCCUCUCUCCAGCUGAUCGCCAGGAUUCUUGGGAGAGAACACUCCGCUGGUCCAGGUGGGCAACAUGUUAGUGCUUCUAGCCAUGUCCCUGCCUCUAACCCAGAGGCCAUGGAGGAGAUAAGGUAGCCCCUCAUCCCUGGAUCUGAUGGGGAAGCCCAGUUCAAUGGAUACAAAAUAUAAGGAUGACUUAUUUCGGAAGUAUGUGCAGUUCCAUGAGGGCAAAGUGGACGCCACCCCCAGCAAGCAGCGGCCUGGCAAUGAUGAGUACCUGCGGGUGGCAGCCUCGACCUUGCUCAGUCUGCACAAGGUGGAUCCCUUUUAUCGAUUCCGGCUGAUCCAGUUCUAUGAGGUGGUGGAGAGCUCCUUGCGUGCCCUGAGCUCCUCCAGCCUGCGGGCUUUGCACUGCGCCUUCAGUGUGCUGGAAACGGUGGGUGUCAACCUCUUUCUCUACCCAUGGAAGAAGGAAUUCAGAAGCAUUAAGACCUACACAGGCCCCUUCGUUUAUUAUGUCAAGUCCACGUUACUGGAAGAGGACAUCCGAACCAUCCUGAAUUACAUGGGCUACGUGCCUGAGUUGGGGACUGUGUACAAGCUCACAGAAUUGGUGGAGACCCUGCAGGUGAAGAUGGUCUCCUUUGAACUCUUUCUGGCCAAGGUGGAGUGUGAGCAGAUGCUGGAAAUCCACUCCCAAGUCAAGGACAAAGGCUACUCCGAGCUGGACGUGGUAAAUGAGCGCAAGAGCAGUGCAGAGGAUGUGCGGGGCUGCUCCAACGCCCUGCGGCGGCGGGCUGAGGCCCGGGAGCACCUGCCUGCUUCAGUGGCUCGAGUGGCACUCCAGAAGUCGGCCAGCGAGCGGGGGGCCAAGGACUACUACAAGCCGCGUGUGACCAAACUCUCGAGGUCAGUGGAUGCCUACGACAGCUACUGGGAGAGUCAGAGCCGGAAGCCGCCCCUGAAGACCUCGUUGAGCCUGCGGAAGGAGCCUGUAGCGGCAGAGGUAGGGGAUGACCUCAAGGAUGAGAUCAUCCGCCCAUCCCCCUCGCUCCUGACCAUGUCCAGCUCCCCCCAUGGCAGUCCUGAUGACCUUCCAUCCUCCUCCCCCAGCAAUGGCCUUGGCCUGCUGCGUGGCACGUACUUCUCUGCUCAGGAUGACGUGGAUCUCUACACAGACUCAGAACCUAGGGCUGCAUACCGGAGGCAGGAUGCCCUGCGACCAGAUGUGUGGCUGGUCAGAAACGAUGCCCACCCUCUCUACCAUAAGCACUCGCCCCCCACCAAAGAGUCCGCCCUAUCCAAGUGCCAAAACUGCGGCCUGUCCUGUAGCUCCUCCCUCUGCCAGCGCUGUGGCAGCCUGCUCCCCUGUCCCCCAGCCUCCAAGCCCAGCACCUUCCCCAGCAAGUCCUCCACCCAUGACAGCCUGGCCCAUGGGUCAUCUCUGAGGGAGAAGUAUGCGGGCCAGACUCAGCUGGUGCACGUCCACUCAAAAUCCAAGUCCUCCACCACAGCCACCUCCCGCUGUGGCUUCUGUAAUCGCCCAGGUGCCACCAACACCUGCACUCAAUGUUCAAAAGUUUCCUGUGAUGCCUGCCUCAACGCCUACCAUUAUGACCCCUGCUGCAAAAAGAGUGAGCUGCACAAGUUCAUGCCCAACAACCAGCUGAACUACAAGUCCACCCAGUUCUCCCAUCUCGUGUAUAGAUAAACUGGGCCUUGCACCUCCCUGCUACAAGGGCUACACCACUGAUCUUUCUGGUUUCAUGGGGAAGAUGUGUUCAUGCAUUGAUCUGGGAAGCAGAGAACCGCACUUGACCAUGUAGGUGCCGGGGAUAUGGGUCAGCUGCACCAUGUAGAAGUUCACUUAGUGACUAAC
Molecule: messenger RNA, 2471 nt
Organism: Myotis lucifugus (little brown bat)
Lineage: Eukaryota; Metazoa; Chordata; Mammalia; Chiroptera; Vespertilionidae
Gene: SPATA2
Product: spermatogenesis associated 2
Exons: 3
Coding region: 747-2303 (518 amino acids)
Biological process (GO): protein linear deubiquitination; regulation of tumor necrosis factor-mediated signaling pathway; protein K63-linked deubiquitination
Cellular component (GO): cytoplasm
Source: RefSeq, a predicted model, not a curated record